This is a messenger RNA of Tarenaya hassleriana, 672 nucleotides long. RefSeq lists its product as uncharacterized. Lineage: Eukaryota; Viridiplantae; Streptophyta; Magnoliopsida; Brassicales; Cleomaceae. The transcript is spliced from 3 exons. The coding region runs from base 1 to 672 and encodes 223 amino acids. The record is from RefSeq and is a predicted model, not a curated record.
AUGGGAAUCAGGGACAUUCCGCACAGAGGCACACGUUAUACCUGGUGCAACAGUCAUACAACCGACCCUUUGUCCAUCAAGCUGGAUUGGGCAAUGGGCAACGUGGUUUGGAGAGAGGAGUUCCCGUCGGUCUAUGCCGAAUUUGCCUCACAAGGGCCUUCCGAUCACAGCCCCUGCAUCAUACACUACCCACCAUCGCCAAACCAGCAUCCACUCAAAGCUCUUAAUGCUUCGAAUUUCUCUCAGCUCAGCAAAAGAGUGAAAGAAGCAACAGAGGCCUUGGCGAGAUUGCAGGAACGAAAUCUGUCCAACCCAUCAGUAGAACAGAUUCUGGAGGAAAGAUCUUUGAGGGCCAAAAUGAUGAUCUUAGUCACUACAGAGGAGAGAUUCUACAGGCAAAACCAAGGUCAGAGGAUCAGCUCACCAGAAUUGAUCAGAGCCCAUGCAAUUGACUAUUACUCAAGCAUGCUUGGGGAAAGGGAUGGAAACAUCAGAACGCCGGCUAUAGAAUGGUUACAGGACCUGAUCGAGUUCAGAUACCAGUCUGAAAACUAUGAGGAAUUAGUCAAAAUUCCCACUGAAGAGGACAUCAAACAGGUGAUCUUUUUGUUUCCGGACAACAAGGCACCGGGACCGGAUGGGUACCCUAAGGAGUUCUUUACAUCAGCUUGA